Molecule: messenger RNA, 730 nt
Organism: Rhopalosiphum maidis (corn leaf aphid)
Lineage: Eukaryota; Metazoa; Arthropoda; Insecta; Hemiptera; Aphididae
Product: histone H1A, sperm-like
Exons: 1
Coding region: 55-690 (211 amino acids)
Biological process (GO): negative regulation of DNA recombination; nucleosome assembly; chromosome condensation
Cellular component (GO): nucleosome; nucleus
Molecular function (GO): double-stranded DNA binding; structural constituent of chromatin; nucleosomal DNA binding
Source: RefSeq, a predicted model, not a curated record
UUCAACAGUUUUAUUUCGAGUUACUCUUGUACAUUCGAUAUCAACAACACUACCAUGACAGAAACUGUCGUUCUCGCCGCUCCGGCACCAGUCACUGCUUCGCCAGCCUCGAAAAAGUCUCCGGCCAAGAAGAAGACUGCUGCCGCUUCCAAGGCAAAGAAGCCCGUUGCGUCUCAUCCGACCACCUCCGUGAUGGUGAAGUCUGCCAUCAAAGAACUCAAGGAGAAGAAAGGUUCUUCUUUACCGGCUAUCAAGAAAUACCUGGCUGCCAACUACAAAGUCGAUCCCGCCAAGCUGGCGCCGUUCAUCAGGAAGUUUUUGAAAGCCGCCGUCGCCAACGGUACCGUUGUUCAGACUAAAGGCACCGGUGCUUCUGGACAUUUCAAACUGCCGGUUGCCGAGGUUAAACCAAAAAAGACAGCUGUAGCCAAGAAGAAAAAGCCGGUCGUUAAAAAAGUCAAAGCCCCUGGUGCCGUGAAGAGGAAGUCGACGUCUGCCAAGAAAGUGAAACCAGCUUCCGGCGAGCCGGCGGCUAAAAAAACCAAGAAGGCUGCCAUCGCUGCUAAACCUAAGAAAGCUGCUACCAAACCGAAGAAAUCCCCGGCCAAAGCGAAAAAACCUGCUGGCGUUGUCAAACCCAAAGCGAAAAAGACUCCAACCAAGAAAACAGUAGCUCCCAAGAAGAAGUAAAUUGAUCCAAUUUGCAACUCCCUAAAAACGGUCCUUUUCA